Auxenochlorella protothecoides is the source of this 234-nucleotide messenger RNA. RefSeq lists its product as hypothetical. The record is from RefSeq and is a predicted model, not a curated record. Lineage: Eukaryota; Viridiplantae; Chlorophyta; Trebouxiophyceae; Chlorellales; Chlorellaceae. Bases 1 to 234 code for a protein of 77 amino acids. The transcript has a single exon.
AUGGGUGGCCCUGCACGCAUGCUGGGAAACCAAGGCUAUGUCGAUGUAAACAUAUUUGAGACCCUGGUUAGCAUGAAGAGUGGGCUCUGGGAAGGCUGUGGGGUGCAUCAGACGACGCGGCGGCCCCCGGCAGGUCACCCUUAUGUUGAGGGGUGUCGGGCUCGCCCGGUGUGCGGUGACAGCACGCCGUUGCUGGGUGCAGGCCACGCGUACUGUGACCUCCGAUGGCAAUGA